Messenger RNA from Condylostylus longicornis, 4328 nucleotides. It is a transcript of the gene Hcf, whose product is annotated as host cell factor 2. Gene Ontology annotation, cellular component: histone methyltransferase complex. The transcript has 9 exons. Gene Ontology annotation, molecular function: protein binding; transcription coactivator activity. The record is from RefSeq and is a predicted model, not a curated record. Bases 206 to 4138 code for a protein of 1310 amino acids. NCBI's taxonomy places the organism in Eukaryota, Metazoa, Arthropoda, Insecta, Diptera, Dolichopodidae. Gene Ontology annotation, biological process: regulation of DNA-templated transcription; chromatin remodeling.
UGCAAAAAAUUAAUAGAAUUUUUGGUUAGAAAUAAAAACUAAAUUUAUAUAAAUAGUUGUAAGAAAGUUAUUUUCAUAAAACUUAUAUGGUAUUACUUAUCAAUUUACCCAGUUGGUUCUGUUCGUUUCAUAGAAAGUGACAAUGUUCAGAAAUUAACAGAAUUGUUUUGAUACUUGUAGCAGUUAAAUUAAAUGUUACUGCAGGAUGAGCUUAACUCCUCAAUCAGAACAAUCUGGAUGUGCAUUAUCAUCUCUAACUACAUUUAAAUGGAAGCGUAUCGUUAGACCAAGUGGACCACAACCGAGACCUAGGCAUGGGCAUAGGGCAGUAAACAUCAAAGAAUUAAUGCUCGUUUUUGGUGGAGGAAAUGAAGGAAUUGUUGACGAGCUUCAUGUAUUUAAUACAACUACAAAUCAAUGGUAUGUUCCUGCUAUGAAAGGUGAAGUACCGCCAGGUUGUGCUGCAUACGGAUUCGUUGUCGAUGGAACAAGAAUUUUUGUUUUUGGAGGAAUGCUUGAAUAUGGAAAAUAUUCAAAUGAUUUAUACGAGCUUCAAGCAACCAAAUGGGAAUGGCGUAAAUUAAAACCGCAUCCGCCAGAUAACGGACAACCUCCUAGCCCUCGUUUGGGACAUAGUUUUACCUUAAUUGGCGAUAAAGUGUAUUUAUUUGGAGGUUUAGCUAAUGAAAGCGAAGAUCCAAAAAAUAACAUUCCUAAAUAUUUAAAUGAUCUUUAUACAUUGGAGAUCAGGACUUCGAAUAAUAAUGGAAAAUGGGAGAUUCCUACAACAUUCGGUGAAAAUCCGACACCACGUGAAUCACAUACAAGUGUUGCUUACACUUGUAAAAAAACUGGGAAAUCUAGUCUUGUAAUUUAUGGUGGCAUGUCAGGUUGCCGUUUAGGAGACCUUUGGAUGUUAGAUACAGAUACCAUGAUGUGGACAAGACCAGUUACUCUUGGUCCAACACCUCUGCCAAGAUCAUUGCACAGUGCAACAUUAAUCGGGAAUAAAAUGUACAUUUUCGGAGGUUGGGUUCCUCUUAUACCAUGUGAAUCUGAAAAUCCUAUUAAUGAACGGGAAUGGAAAUGCACAAAUACUUUAGGUGUUUUAGAUUUAGAAAAAUUACAAUGGAGAGAUGUUGCUUUAGAUUCUGCAGAAGAAAACGUUCCAAGAGCAAGGGCUGGCCAUAGUGCUGUUGGCAUACACAGUCGUUUAUAUAUCUGGUCUGGCCGGGAUGGCUAUAGAAAAGCCUGGAACAACCAGGUUAGGGUUUGUUGCAAGGAUUUGUGGUUUUUAGAAGUUGAUGUUCCACCAGCGGCUGCGCGUGUUGCACUCGUUAGGGCUUCAACUGAUUCAUUGGAGCUUUAUUGGACGCCAACUCCGUUUGCGUCGGCCUAUAUAUUAGAAAUACAAAAAAUUGAUACACCACCGCCAGUUGUUAUGCCAAAGAAUCCUAUUUUUCCUACAACAUCAUCUCCAUCUCAUCAAAUACCAUCACCACAACAACCGCAAAAAUCUCCAGAGCAGCCAAUUAUUUCAAAUUCUUCAUUAUCUCAAAAAUACAAUGCAGGAGUUUAUGCGCCAAAUAUAAAACCUAUUCAAGUACUUCGACCUACAGGUUCCAUUCAAUCACCAGUUAAAAGCAAUUCUUCACUUUCACAGCAGAGCGAAUCUUAUUUGUUAUCUACGCCAUCGACAGCUACUACUCCAUCCGAAAGUACAAAUAGCUCAGUUUUUAGUCAACAACAGAGUGGAACUAGUUUAAAUUCGAUAUCAAAUGUACCUAUAUCAUCCCCAACAUCUUGCACUGGAAACAAUGCAAUCAACCAAAAUUCCACCAUCGUUCAAUUCACAGCAAACACUGCAGGUGGUGUAAUUGGUUCUUCAAAUAACAGUGAUAACUCCACUAACCAAUCUACUAUUGUACAAAAUGUAACCAAACAAAUAAAGCAUCCGUCAACGAUAAUCAAUACAAUAUCUCAUUCGGGAAACAUUAGUAAUAUAGUAAAUACAAAUAUUAAACAACAAACUUCUCCCCAAUCACAACCUAUUAUAAGUCAAACACAAGCAGUUCGCAUUGUAGCGGCUAGUGCGGUAGGGGAACCACUUUCUAUAAAUCCUUCAUGUACCACAAGCACAUCAACGGUUAAAGUUUUAGGAAGCGGACAAACGGUUCGUUUAAGUUCAACGAAUACAACUUCAGCGCCUACAACAUUAAUUAAAACCUCAACUGGACAUCAAGUAAAUGCACAAAAUAUCAUACAGCAAUCCCCCGUUAUUGCUGCGACAAGUAUUAAUUCUGGUGUAGCUGCGAUUUCAGGUAAUGCAACAGCUUCAGCAACAAUUGGUGGGAAACAAUUUAUAAUUCAAAAGCCUCUUACUUUAUCUGGGCAAAAUGUGCAAUUUCAAUUAAUUAAAACCUCAACGGGAAUGGCUGUACAAACAGUUCCAAAAAUCAAUGUUGUGAAAGGUUCUGCUGCUGCUUCUGCAACUGCCGGUACCUCCACAACAGUAAACACGUCAAUAUCAAGUUCCACAGCUAGUCAGCAACAGCAGCAUAUUGUUACUGCUGGUCAGACAAUAGGAAGUGGAUCAAAUUUACCUGGGAACAAAACGGCGUUAGUGCAAGGAAAUAUAGUUAAAUUGAUGUCCCCUUCUGUUGGAAACAUUGGCACAAACAAAAUAUUAAUGAAAUCUCCAAAUUUAGUUCAAGUUGGAAAAAUGUCAUCAAGUUCUGUAGGAAAACCGGCUUUUGUAAUAACAAAUAAACAAGGUCAACAAUUGCGCACAAAUCAACAAAUAAUAAUUGUAACAACUGCGUCAAGCUUAAGAGCAAAUUCAACCGGCACAAGUGUAGUUUCACCAGCUAAUGGUGGAAAUAUUAUAUCAUUAGUGGGAAGCAAUACUCAGCAAGUAAGUUCUUUAACAUCAACAAGUGUAGCACAUUCAUCUAAUACGCAAAGUGGUAGUACAAGUACAGUUAAAAUGAUAAGAGGGGUGCAAGGAGCUAGUGGUCGACCAAUAACGUUAACUCUACCAUCAAACUUACAGCAAAAAGGUGGUCAAAUAUUCCAGCAAUUACCGCAAAAAACAAUAACGCUUGGUGGUAAAUCUGUUACAGUUCAAAUGGCAGGAGGUGGUGGAGUCGCCAAAGCCGUGACUAUUGUAUCAACAGCAAAUACUGGCCCUAAUUCUGGCCAAGCUCAAAUUAUUUCUACUGCCCAAACUGGUGGAACAACAAAAUUAGUAAUGUUACCAACAAAAAAAAAUUUUGUAAAUUUAUUUAGUGGUGGACAAAAAGCUACAACAAUAUCAAAUACUGGAGCAAGUAGCAGUAACAAUAAUAAUAGCACAGGUGGUAAUAAUAUUAGUAAUGCUACACAAGCCACAAUUGUUUCGUCUAAUAAUAAUCAACAGCAACAACAAAUUGUUCAACAAGUCAUAGCAACAGCAACUAGUACAAAUAAUAUUUCUUCUGAUAAUAUACAAGCAACAAAUGAUACAAAUUUAUCCAGCUUAACAAAUGAAACCAGCCUGAAUGACAUUGGUGUUGGUGCUAAUGAAGCUAAUCAAAUUACAUCCAUUGACCAGUUAGACGGGAACAUUUAUUGUAAAGACAUCUUGUGUAAAAAUUGUAAUAUAUUGAAUAGCUGUAAAUUUGGUGAUGACGGUGAUAUAGAAGAAGUUUUAAUAAAUACAAAUGAAAAUGAAAAAUUUAACCGAAUAAAGUUGUAUAAAUAUUGUAAUAAGUAUAAUGUAAAUGGGAAAAUAAGUUUAAAUAUGAUGCAAAUUAAACGUAACUGCAUACUUAAAAAAAAAAAUUUAAGAGAUGGUAAUUUAUUGCGAACGAGAGAAAUUAAUAGAAGAGAAGAAGAACCAAAAUUCAAUUUAGAGUUAAAGGAACACACAACAUCAGUCAUAACUAUAAAUAAUAAUAAUAAAAACAUAUCAAAUAUGGACAAAAUAGCAACUCACACAGCAAGAGUAAAUUCAAUCAAUUAUCGUAAACGUUCAUACCCAUAUGAUAAGGAAAUGUUAUUGGAUACUAUUUUUAAUGUAGAACUAGGAGAUAAUUUAAAAUUAAAUUUAAGUAAUAAAAGUAAAAUAAGGAAAAUUAAAAAUAUAUCUGAAACUUAAUUAUGAAACUCGGAUAAAUUUAUGAAAUUAUAAAAAAAAGCAAAAUUUUUUUUGUUUUUAAGAAUUUAUCUUUUUAUUAAAAAAAAAGAAUUAAGUAAAAAAAUUGUGAAUAACUCUUAUGGAAAAAAGCAAAACUUAUUUUUAUAUAUUUGUGUAUUGUGUAAUAUAUUCUGUAAGUUUGAGUAUAUUU